AUGGGAAGGGGUAGGGUUCAGUUGAAGCCGAUCGAGAACAAAACAAGUCAACAAGUCACCUUUUCGAAGCGCAGAACGGGACUCCUUAAGAAAGCUAAUGAAAUCUCUGUGCUCUGUGAUGCUCAGGUCGCCUUGAUUAUGUUCUCCACCAAAGGCAAACUUUUUGAGUACUCCUCUGAACGCAGCAUGGAAGACAUCCUGGAACGGUAUGAGAGACAUACCCAUACAGAACUUGGUGAAGCUAACAAUGAACCACAGGGUAACUGGUCUUUCGAAUAUAUCAAGCUCACCGCUAAAGUUGAAGUCAUAGAGAGGAACGUAAGGAACUUCUUGGGAAAUGACUUGGAUCCCUUGACUCUCAAAGAGCUUCAGAGUUUGGAGCAGCAACUUGACACAUCUCUGAAGCGCAUCCGAACAAGAAAGAACCAAGUUAUGAAUCAAUCCAUCUCAGAGCUGCACAAAAGGAUGAAGGAGAAAGUGAAGACACAGACCGAACGUCCACACAGCUGCCCAGAAACCCUAGGCCAAAGUGCAGCCACCCUCAAUUUAUCUUCUCCAGAGCUACUACCAUCACAAAGACUUGUUCCAUCUCUAACUCUCAGUGGGACUUUACAAGGAAGAGUAUCUCUGGAAGAAACAGGUGAAGCUCAAACAGCUCCUAGUGGCAAUGCUAUCAUCCCACCAUGGAUGCUACAUAUAUGA
This is a messenger RNA of Abrus precatorius (Indian licorice), 702 nucleotides long. RefSeq names its product truncated transcription factor CAULIFLOWER A-like. Gene Ontology annotation, biological process: positive regulation of transcription by RNA polymerase II. Gene Ontology annotation, cellular component: nucleus. The record is from RefSeq and is a predicted model, not a curated record. Gene Ontology annotation, molecular function: RNA polymerase II cis-regulatory region sequence-specific DNA binding; protein dimerization activity; DNA-binding transcription factor activity, RNA polymerase II-specific. The transcript has 7 exons. The coding region runs from base 1 to 702 and encodes 233 amino acids. NCBI's taxonomy places the organism in Eukaryota, Viridiplantae, Streptophyta, Magnoliopsida, Fabales, Fabaceae.